GAGGAGACACAGUAGGAGGUGGGGUCUAGCCAGGGUUUAUAUCCUCAGCCUCUCUCCCUCCUUCAGUCUAUCACUCCAUCCGUCCUGCUGUCAGAGAUCUUCUGCCUGCGUUCUCCCAGAGUCAACAUGAGAGUUGUGGUUUUUCUGUGUGUGUUGGGGGUUGCCUUGGCCCAGGACAUUAAAUACUCCUGGAAUGGCCCUUCAGCUCCUACCCCAUUGGACCCGAACACAGAGAACGUGUGCCUGACGGACCAGUCAUCCUGCGGCUGCUGUCUGAUGCAGAAACAGAUGGCCAAGAUGGAGCAGUUCUUCAACAUGUCCCUGAACGAGCUGGAGAAGGGCCUGGUCAAAACUCAGAACGUCCUCAACAACAUCCGCGCAAGCCGCAGUGCCUUUUCCGUGGCUCUCACCGACACCCGCCAGUGUGUGGGCCCCAACCGUGACGCGAUGACUCUCGUCUACACCCACAUUUUCAUCAACCUGGGCAACGGCUACAACGUCAACACCGGCGUGUUCACCGUGCCUCGUUCCGGCGUCUACAGCCUGGCCCUCACUGCCUACAGCGACGCAGGAGCUGCCGGUGCCAGUCUGGCCGACUGCGUGAGCCUGAGGGUGAACGGGCAGCAGGUGGCGGCGCUCAGCGAGACCAACAUGCAGGACCAGGAGGACAGCGCCACCGUGGUGCUCGCCGUCCAGCUGAGCGCGGGAGACACGGUGUCCGUCACACUGCCCGCCGGCUGCUACCUGUGUGACAACGAUAACCACUACAACACCUUCACCGGCUUCCUGCUCUACGCCACCGACUAAGAGAGCCGAGCGCCCAGGGGACUUCCUGUACUACCUACAUCCACCUUAGUCUCUUGUGUCCCCUGUAAGGAAGCUCCGCCCAGUUCAGCAUCUGCAGGAAGCUAGAGGGUCUAGGGAACUAGAACUGUUAUCAUCUGUAUUGCUUCUUUGUGACUGUGGUGGGGGAGUCCCAGCUAAAGUGAAUAUGAGAGCCUCCCCACUCCCCCCCUCACCCACACACACACACUCCUCCAGCCCUAUAGGAACUGAGAUGCCCCCCUCCCCUAUCCUGAUUUAUCACCUUGCAGAGGAUCUUUGUUGAGGGAAAAUCCUGUUACCUUCCCACUCAAUACUGCUCUCAUUUCAAAUGUAACAAAACAAGUCAAAUUGCAUGUGUUCAAAAUUUCUGAAAAUAAAAUUUUGAUUAUUCGACAAUUA
Molecule: messenger RNA, 1224 nt
Organism: Osmerus eperlanus (European smelt)
Lineage: Eukaryota; Metazoa; Chordata; Actinopteri; Osmeriformes; Osmeridae
Gene: cbln20
Product: cerebellin 20
Exons: 4
Coding region: 127-807 (226 amino acids)
Molecular function (GO): protein binding
Source: RefSeq, a predicted model, not a curated record